Molecule: messenger RNA, 687 nt
Organism: Strongylus vulgaris
Lineage: Eukaryota; Metazoa; Nematoda; Chromadorea; Rhabditida; Strongylidae
Source: the annotation of a GenBank genome assembly
GAAGAGUUUUAUGGACGUGAAGUGAUCGAAGCCGAUCGUACCGUCGUUGAGCAGAACUCUGAUGAAAUAUUAGAUGGAGCAGAUGUUGAUGAUGUGGCCAUGCUUGUCGUAGGAGACCCUUUCGGUGCCACUACCCAUACGGAUUUGGUACUACGAGCUAAAGAGAGAAAUAUACCGGUAAAAAUCGUGCAUAAUGCCUCCAUAAUGAAUGCUGUAGGAUGUUGUGGACUUCAGCUGUACAAUUUUGGUGAAACUGUCUCCAUAGUCAUGUGGCUGGACGGAUGGGAACCUGAUAGCUACUACGACAAAAUUGCUUCAAACAUGGAAAAAGGAUUUCACACGUUGUGUUUAUUAGAUAUUAAGACUAAGGAACAAUCUAUUGAGAACAUGAUGAGGGGUAAAAAAAUUUACGAGCCAGCCCGAUACCUUACUUGUGCGGAAGCUGCCACCCAACUGCUAAAAAUUGCGGAGAGAAAGAAGGCUGCUGGAAAUGAUCCUUUCUACAACGAGUCUUCACCGUGCGUGGGAUUGGCUCGAAUAGGGUGGGACGAUCAGAAGAUUGUCUUCUGCACUUUGAAGGAGAUGUCAAGCUAUGAUCUUGGCUCACCGUUACAUUCACUGGUGCUACCGGGUCAGAUGCAUCCAUUAGAAGUUGAUAUGCUCAAUACCUUCAAACCUACUAGUUAA